UGCAACGUUUGAUACGUUGUUAUUGGUAACUAAACGUAUAAACUUUUUACUUUAUUUAUCUGAUUAUCAAAAUUGAAUGUUUAAUGUGUUUUUGCCGUUAAGGUAACGGAUUUAUGAAGUUUUUUUUAUGUAAUUUGUGACAAAUAAACAAAAUGAAUGACGAGAGUAUAACUGAAAUGUUAGAAUCUUCAUUUGAAUCAUUUGACUAUAGUUCAGACGAUUGUGACAAUGACCCCAAUUGGGAUCAAAAUGCUGAAAACAUGUCUACAAGUAGUACUUCUAGUAAACAAAAUAUCAAUGAUGAUGUCAGACAUGUGAACAUGUCUAUAGAUGAAAUUGAAUUAUCUGGAGUAGAUGCAAUUGCUUACAGUGAUGAAAAUGAUGAUCCAAAUUUUGAUUUGGUAUCUCAUAUAAGUGCUUCAUCUGAUAAUGGUUCUACUACAAAUUAUCCUGGACCAGGACGUCCAAGGAUUCAUCCUAAGGUAAAUGUCAAUGAUCGUCGUCAAUGGAGAGCAGACGACAAUGUUAUUGACGAUUUUAUUUUUGAUGCUGAUAAGACAAAUUCAGGUAUAAAUCCAGAUUUAUUUGACACUCUUAUGCAUGGAUCACCGCUUGAUUUUUAUUAAUUAUUAUAUACCUAUAUAAAUAUAUUUUAUAUUUAUUAUGCUAUAAAAAAAAAUACCUAU
Myzus persicae (green peach aphid) is the source of this 686-nucleotide messenger RNA. RefSeq lists its product as uncharacterized. Bases 153 to 626 code for a protein of 157 amino acids. The record is from RefSeq and is a predicted model, not a curated record. The transcript is spliced from 4 exons. NCBI's taxonomy places the organism in Eukaryota, Metazoa, Arthropoda, Insecta, Hemiptera, Aphididae.